Cryptomeria japonica (Japanese cedar) is the source of this 501-nucleotide messenger RNA. RefSeq lists its product as uncharacterized. The transcript has a single exon. NCBI's taxonomy places the organism in Eukaryota, Viridiplantae, Streptophyta, Pinopsida, Cupressales, Cupressaceae. Gene Ontology annotation, molecular function: nucleic acid binding; RNA-DNA hybrid ribonuclease activity. Bases 1 to 501 code for a protein of 166 amino acids. The record is from RefSeq and is a predicted model, not a curated record.
AUGGUUUGGUCCCCUCCAGCCUCCCAUUUCAAACUCAACUUUGAUGGGGCUGCUAGGGGGGGUCUAGCUGCUAGUGGAGGGAUUAUCAUAAUCCACUUGGGGGCCCCUGUUGCUGCUUAUGCGGGCAACCUGAAUGGGCAUUCCUCUAAUCAGGUUGAAGCAAUGGCCUUAGCCUGGGGAAUCCGUCUCACCCUCACCAUGGGAAUCAGGAUUAUGGAUAUUAAGGGUGACUCUAAGCUCAUCAUUGAUGUUGUCAAAGGGCGGAAUAGGCUCAAUUGGACCAUUGAGGGAACCAUCAGGGACACCUUGAGGCUCAUCUCCGGGCAUGAUUCAUUCAAAAUUAUGCAUGUCUACAGGGAAGGCAACAGAGUGGUAGAUGCUUUGGCUGCCCUUGGCCUAAAUUUUUCUAGUUUGAGAUGCUGGAGGAACCAUAAUUCCCUCCCAGACCAUGUUAACUUCCUUCUUCAGGAAGAGAAAUCUAAAAUUCCUAUCAAUGAUUGA